Rhizopus microsporus ATCC 52813 is the source of this 805-nucleotide messenger RNA. RefSeq lists its product as uncharacterized. The record is from RefSeq and is a predicted model, not a curated record. Bases 54 to 794 code for a protein of 246 amino acids. The transcript has 3 exons. NCBI's taxonomy places the organism in Eukaryota, Fungi, Mucoromycota, Mucoromycetes, Mucorales, Rhizopodaceae.
AAAGGAAUGACGCGCCACUCACAUAUAUUUCUCUCUUUAUUUUAAUUACAGAAAUGAAUGGACAAAAUCAACAAGGCAAAAUGACGACUUAUUCUAAAGGAAGAAAGGGUUCAGUUGGAUCCAUACAAACCAACCGUGAUUUAAACAACCUGAGUCAUCAUGAACUGGUUGAACUUUACACAAAGACAAAAGCUAUAUUGAACAAUUCAGGCAUAAAACUACCAGACGGAGGCUCUAAACUGAAAGCAAAACUUGAGCAAAUAGAAGAGGCACUAAAAAAUACCGAAAAUACAAGUUUAAGCAAACGAGUAUCCGAACUAUCAAUUAAUGACAGACCGAAUACACGAAAGGAAGUCUUGAUUCAUGCAAAUAAGUCAGCAAGUAGCCAAGAAAAUCAACAGUCGCAUAAGCUAUUAAGAUCUCAUUCAGAUAUGGUUUCUAGUGCAAGAUCGGCACGUAUCAUCAGCCUCGACGAAUCUAUACAAUUACAGGAAUCACAGCAAAAAGAAAUUAAAGAAGCUAAUAUGAAAAAGAGAAUGGAAUCUGUAAAGAAAAGCAUAAAGACGGAUAGCUUAACGGACGAAUUGACGUCAACAAUGGGAAGACUAAGACUAGACCCUGAAACUCGCAUACCUCGACCAGAUGAUGAUGGGCCGAGUGAUGACGAAGGACCAGACGCAGAUUCUAUUGAUGACACUGAUGAUGAUGAUGAGUUAUUUUAUGGUGAUGAGGAUGAUGAGGGCUUUGAUGAAGAAGAUGAAGCAGCAGAACAACAACGACAAAGACGAUCAUAAUAAAUAUACGA